CUCAUUUCCCUCCUUAUCAUUCGGAGGGAUCGGAGAUCUCUUUCUAUUGUUUUCACAGACGUAGUAACUAUCCCUCCUUCCCUUACGCACCAACAUAACCAUUUUAGGCCUAUUAGUUAGAGCACCAAAUAAGCUAGCUAAAGAUAAUUACUCUAAUGGCUUAUAGGGCGGAUGAAGAUUACGACUAUCUGUUUAAGGUGGUGCUGAUAGGUGAUUCCGGCGUCGGGAAAUCCAACUUGCUUUCGCGGUUCACCCGCAAUGAGUUUAGCUCCGAGUCCAAAUCCACCAUCGGUGUCGAGUUUGCCACCCGCACUAUUGAGGUCGAUGAUAAGCUCGCCAAGGCUCAGAUUUGGGACACCGCUGGCCAAGAAAGGUACCGGGCAAUUACGAGUGCUUAUUAUCGAGGAGCGGUGGGGGCAUUGCUUGUUUAUGACAUAACUCGGCAUAUAACGUUCGAUAACGUGGAGAGAUGGCUGAGGGAGCUGCGGGAUCACACAGAUCAGAACAUCGUGGUCAUGCUUGUAGGGAACAAGGCGGAUCUCCGCCACCUGCGAGCUGUAAACACCCAGACUGCACAAGCAUUUGCAGAGAGGGAGAAUACCUUCUUCAUUGAAACCUCUGCAAUGGAGGCACUUAACGUCGAGAUGGCCUUCACCGAGGUGCUGACUCAGAUCUACCGGAUCACCAGCCGGAAGGCCCUUGACAUUGGUGAUGAUCCGAUGGCUCUGCCCCGGGGAAAGGCAAUCAACAUUGCAGAGAAUUCUAAAGGCAGUGGUGGGUGUUGUUCUACAUAAUCAAGGAAGAAAUCCAAUCAUGAGAGAAGAAGAUCAGAGGCAGGAAGAGAAAGUAUGCAUAAAAUCAAGGGAGGACUUAACAUUAGACAAUGUAUAGUAGAGCCUACUAUAUUAGCCAACCAAAAAUUAAGGAUCCUCUAUACAAAUGUCAAGAAAGAAGAAUUUGCAGCUAAGAACUCAUCUUUUGUAGUUUUGUGUGAAUUCCAUUUGACCUGAAAGUAAUAAAUUUUCUAACACUUUUGCAAUUGCCAUGCUGAAUAUGCAUGUAAAAAGGGAAACUUUCAUUAUCUCAUUCUUUUCAUCUUUGUUUAACACAA
Ipomoea nil (Japanese morning glory) is the source of this 1111-nucleotide messenger RNA. RefSeq names its product ras-related protein RABA1f-like. The transcript has 2 exons. Lineage: Eukaryota; Viridiplantae; Streptophyta; Magnoliopsida; Solanales; Convolvulaceae. Gene Ontology annotation, molecular function: GTPase activity; GTP binding. Gene Ontology annotation, cellular component: endosome. Bases 156 to 794 code for a protein of 212 amino acids. The record is from RefSeq and is a predicted model, not a curated record.